UGGCCUUUUCAAUUUCAGGCUUUCGUCCUGAUUUCCCCUCGUGCUUUUCAUCGGAACACCAGGAAGUAAAAAGUAGCCAUGAAGUUGAACGUCUCGAACCCGGCGACUGGUUCUCAGAAGCUCUUCGAAAUCGACGAUGAACGCAAGUUGAACGUCUCGAACCCGGCGACGGGUUCUCAGAAGCUCUUCGAAAUCGACGAUGAACGCAAGGUCCGCUGCUUUUACGAAAAGCGAAUGGCUCAAGAAGUAGAAGCCGACUCUAUUGGCGAUGAGUGGAAGGGCUACGUGUUCCGCAUCACCGGCGGCAAUGACAAACAAGGCUUCCCCAUGAAGCAAGGCGUGUUGACCAACCAGCGAGUUCGUCUUCUGAUGAAGAAGGGCCAUUCCUGCUACCGGCCGCGUCGCAAUGGUGAACGGAAACGGAAAUCCGUCCGCGGAUGCAUCGUUGACGCCAAUAUGUCCGUGUUGAGUUUGGCAAUCAUCAAGAAAGGCGAACAGGAAAUUGCUGGAUUGACUGACGUGAAUGUGCCUCGUCGCCUUGGUCCCAAAAGAGCGAGCAAGAUCCGCAAACUGUUCAACUUGACGAAAAAGGACGACGUUCGUCAAUACGUGAUCAAGCGUCCGUUGCCAGUGAAAGAUGGCAAGAAGCCUAGUUUCAAGUCUCCGAAGAUCCAGCGUCUCGUUACUCCUCUCGUCCUCCAGCACAAGAGGCAGAGGAAGGCCGAGAAGAAGAAGCGAGAGGUGCGAAGGAAAGACCAGGCUGCGGAAUACGCCAAGGUUCUCGCUGUUCGUCAGAAGGAAGCUGCCGAAAAGAAGAAGUUGGAGAAGAGUAGGCGUCGGUCUGCCUCCACUAGGGAGUCCAAAACCUCUGUUUCCUCCAAGUGAACUCGAGAGUGUGGAAGAAAUGCAACUUGAGAGACAUUUUUCCGGA
Notodromas monacha is the source of this 931-nucleotide messenger RNA. The record is from the annotation of a GenBank genome assembly. NCBI's taxonomy places the organism in Eukaryota, Metazoa, Arthropoda, Ostracoda, Podocopida, Cyprididae.